Messenger RNA from Drosophila nasuta, 6997 nucleotides. It is a transcript of the gene Nhe2, whose product is annotated as Na[+]/H[+] hydrogen exchanger 2. Gene Ontology annotation, cellular component: plasma membrane. Gene Ontology annotation, molecular function: sodium:proton antiporter activity; potassium:proton antiporter activity. The record is from RefSeq and is a predicted model, not a curated record. Gene Ontology annotation, biological process: proton transmembrane transport; regulation of intracellular pH; sodium ion import across plasma membrane. Bases 557 to 5014 code for a protein of 1485 amino acids. NCBI's taxonomy places the organism in Eukaryota, Metazoa, Arthropoda, Insecta, Diptera, Drosophilidae. The transcript is spliced from 21 exons.
GACUACAGUUUGUUUUUUGCCCGAUCUUCCGCAAAUAAAUUUGAAAAAUUGAAAACGCAAAAAUGGAAAGCAAUUUACAAAAUAUAUAAACAAGAAAAUACAAAACUGUGUAUACUAAAUGAAAAUUAAAUUGUGCAAUUAAUACUAAAUAUUUUAGCUAUGAAAUCACAACACGUGUGUUUAAAGCGUCGCCAGCAGCGAAAUCAAAAGAUAACGAGAGUGCUUUGAAUUUCAUUCAAACAUGCUUUUUUGUUAUUUAUAAACAAAUUGAAUUGUCGUAAUCGUGUUCAAGUUGAAAUUUCGUUUUUGGAAAAGCAAAAGAUACAGCUGCUGCCUUGUGAUUUGACGCGGGAAAACCUUGCCAAUACGCCGACACUUGACUGGCAACAACAACAACAAAAACAACAAGAAUAUUAAAGGAGACAGCAAAAGGACAACACACCCACACAAACAUACACAAACUGUGUAUUAUGCCAGCAGGAAUCGAUAACUCAGUUCGAGUGCGAAUCAACAAUAUAAAUCAAGCAGAAGGCGAAGAAGAAGUCGUUGCUGUAGAAUGAAAAGCCGCACGGAAAAGGAUUACGACAGUGCGACGCCAGCGUUGCAGCAACAAAUGAACCUCGCACGCCGCGCCUGUUGGCCACGUCCAACAACAGCAUUUGCAACUGCAACAUCACAUCCGAGUCCAAGUCCAAGUCCAGUUUCCACUCUCAAUUACUGUGCAUACCCAUCAAAUGGUGCUAAACAAAUUCAACUAAACGAAUUAACAACUUGCCAGUUGGCCAAUCCAAUGAGUCGAAAUCAAAGUGACGGCAACAGCAGCCGUUCACAACAACCACAACAACAACAACCACCACCACCGAGUGAGCAACCACCAACAAGAGUUUACCACAAGCCAAGACAUCAACAGUCAAGGAGCAUGUCGCUUUUGCUUCUGCUGCUCUGCAGCUUUUGCCUGCUUCUCGCCGGCAGCGAAGCACGUCCAAAUGUCAGUGCCAGCUCCAGUUCGAGUUCGAGUUCCAGCUCCAGCACCGCCCAACCACCGGCUGCAGUCACGCAGUUAAACCUGCCACAGACAACCACGCCGUCAGUUUUGGCCACCACAGACGCCGCAUCGUCCACCAUGCCACCACAGCAGCCAGUUGCCGAGGAGCUUAAGGACCCAGAUCCUUUUGAUGUGGAGAUGGACGACGAAGAGGGGGGACACCACAAGAUGGAGCGCUAUCCGCUGUCACAAGUGGACUUUGCGCGCGUGAAGACGCCGUUUAUAAUUGGCAUUUGGAUCUUAUCGGCGAGCAUAGCCAAAAUCGGUUUCCAUAUGACACCCAAAUUGCAUCUGAUAUUUCCGGAAUCAUGUUUGCUGAUUGUGGUGGGCGUGGUCAUUGGCGUUGUGCUUUAUUUCUGCACCGAUGUCGCCGUCUCGCCGCUGACGCCCAACACAUUCUUCUUCUACAUGCUGCCACCGAUAAUCCUGGAUGCCGGCUACUUUAUGCCCAAUCGCAUGUUCUUCGAUAACCUGGGCACCAUCCUCCUCAUGGCUGUUGUGGGCACCAUCUUCAAUGUGGCCACAAUUGGUGGCUCGCUUUAUGCCUGCGGCGUGUGCGGCAUCUUUGGGGAUGAGACACCGAAGCUGCUGGAUGUAUUUCUGUUUGCCUCGCUAAUAUCCGCCGUAGAUCCGGUCGCUGUUCUGGCCGUCUUUGAGGAAAUCCAUGUCAACGAAAUCCUGUACAUUGUCGUCUUUGGCGAAUCCCUGCUAAACGAUGCCGUUACCGUUGUCAUGUAUCACAUGAUGGAGUCCUAUAAUGAGAUUGGUCUGCCGAAAAUAAACGGCCAGGACAUUGCCUACGGUGUGGGUUCCUUUUUCGUUGUCGCUCUCGGUGGCACAGCAAUUGGCAUCAUUUGGGGAUUCUUAACUGGCUUAGUUACUCGUUUUACGGAUCAUGUGCGCGUUAUAGAGCCGAUAUUCAUAUUCGUCAUGGCCUAUCUGGCUUAUCUGAAUGCGGAAAUCUUUCACAUGAGCGGCAUACUCGCCAUAACAUUCUGUGGCAUUACCAUGAAGAACUAUGUGGAAUCGAAUAUAUCACAAAAGUCACACACAACUGUUAAAUACGCAUUGAAAAUGUUAUCGAGUUCGGCUGAGACGAUCAUAUUUAUGUUCCUAGGCGUUGCCACCGUCAACAACAUGCACGUUUGGAAUACUUGGUUUGUGGUGCUCACCAUUGCCUUCUGCUCCGUAUUUCGCGUAAUUGGUGUUAUACUGCUGUCGGCGAUUGCCAAUCGCUUUCGAUUGCACAAAUUGUCGCGCGUGGAUCAGUUUGUGAUGUCUUAUGGUGGUCUGCGUGGUGCCGUCGCCUUUGCCCUCGUGCUGCUCGUCGAUGAGAGGGUGGUCAAGCAUAAAAACAUGUUUGUGACCACCACAAUAGCUGUGAUCUACUUUACUGUGUUUCUGCAAGGCAUCACCAUAAAGCCGCUUGUCAAGAUACUCAACGUGAAGCGAGCCAACAAACGCAAGCCCACAAUGAAUGAGCGUAUUCAUGAGAGGUUUAUGGAUCAUUUGAUGGCUGGCAUUGAGGAUAUUGUGGGCAAGACAGGCAACUACAAUGUUCGUGAUAAGUUUAAGCGCUUCGACAAUCGCUUUAUACGCCCCCUGUUGAUCCGAGAUUUGAAGGGCGCUGAACCGAAGAUUAUUGAGACAUACUCCAAGCUAACGAUGCGCGAUGCUAUGGAGGUGAUGCGUCGCAAUCCCUCGACAAUUGGACAGAUGACGGGCACCGAGUCAAUGAGUGCAUUGUUUAGGAAUUACACCAAUAAUUAUAUUGGCGGCAGUCCCAGCUUAACGAAUUUGGACAAUACUUGCUCCCAUAAUCUGGAUAUGGCGGAACUUGACUAUAAUCCAUCCAAAAAGGAUUUGACUGAUGCCAGGAUACAUCAUUUGUUAGCCGAAGAACUGAAGCCUUAUCGCAGGCACCGUCGUCUUAGUUAUAGCCGACACGCAGUAGAUGACAGAGAUUUGUCCACACAGGUCAAUUAUAAAAUGCAAAUGAAUUUCCGGCGAAUGUUCAACGAUCGGAAACAUCACAAGCGAAGCAAACGUGGUGCCAGCAAUAAAGAACCUAAAGAGAAUGUCAAGCAGAAUCAUGUGUCUUUCACCGAUUUCCAGCAGAACGGCACCGCAAAACAGCUGUCCAAUGGUACGAAUUCGAGUUCAAACCAUUCACGCAAAAAAUCUUACAGAAAAAGACAUACUCACAAUUCACUUAACAAAUAUCGUAGAUUAGACAUAGCCGACGAGAAUCAACAGAAUCCAAAUGAGAUCAAUGUCAUUGGACCCAAUGACGAUUGGGAUGAUGGUCUGACAUUCACGGCUAAAUCAUCACCUGACUCGGAUCGGGCCAAUAAUAACUCGUUGAUAGCGCAUAUACAAAACCUGCCCGGUUUUGAUGCAUCCAAGGCGCGCAUCGUUCAGCAUUAUGCGCCCAAACUUGAGGACGGUCCUCAGCAAGAGCUUGACUCGCCGGAUCCACCAGUUGGACCCACAGCGGCUGAAUUGAUUCUGCCCUGGCGACGGGAUCGUUCCUACCAGAGCAUUGUGGCGGAGCAUCCCAUACCCGAAGAGGAUCGCAAUCUGUCGCGUGACUCGGAUGGCGAGAGGCGUGUGGCCACGCCCACAGCCACCGAAUCACAGCUACCAUGGAAGCGACAGGGUGACGAAUGCACCGAUGCCGUGCAGCAGAAUGAAUUUCCCGCCUGGGCCUCGAACAAGGAGUAUUUGGCCUACAAUUCGCCAAGCGCCACAUUUCUAGGUGGUAUAAACAAGCCUAAACAGCCCAAGUCCGUCAUAGGUCUGUUUCGACGUGAAAGUUCCAGCUCCAAAGCUGGCAGUCUGGGCAGCGUGGAUCCCAAUUUGGAGCCCUCGUCAACGACGGCGACGAUGAUCAACAAUGCUGGCGGCAGCACGGCGCCAUCAACGUCCAUGAUGCACAAUCCGCGACUCGACAAUCGAUCGCAGUCCAUCUCAUCGGGCACCUUGGGCAGCCAUCUAGUUGGUCCCGAUGGCCACACUGGACCGUUUCCGGUCACCGCCAGCCAUCGACGCAAUGUGCGACGCGGCUCCAUGCUGGAGCUGAGCGGACUUAUUGUAACUGGACGCAGGCCCAGUAGAAUUUUGCUCUGUAGUCCAGGAGCUAAUAAUUUGCUAGAGAACACACCAACAACAACAGCAACCACAACAGCCAGAAUAACAACAACAACAACAUCAGCAACAACAAGAACAAGCACUACCAACAAUACCAAUUCAACUGCAAAUAAAUUAAGCAUAACUCCAACAACAACAACAACAACUCCAACAACAAUAACUUCGACAAGCAAUUCAACAACAACUCCAACAACAAUAGCAGAAAUUACGACAUCGAGUAACAAUUCCCCGAGCAACUCAUCAACAACGAACUACAGCUCCCCAACAUCGGAGAGUAGCGGAGCUACAUACUAUUCAAAUGACACAAUACCCGAGGAAUCGAGCUACCAGCACGGACACUCUAAGUCGCUAUGCGAGCCAGCCGAUGGCGAUGAUUGGGAAGGAGUUCCGUUGGCCACCACCGCCGGCGUCGGAGUCGGCGGCGUUGCCGCGUCAAAGAGCGAGAGGCAAAUGCACAGCGGACGAGAGCCCUUGCUGCCACGUCUAACGUCGACGCCGCGUGCCCAGAUCCGGCAUAUGAACGCUGGCGCCGUGGGCGGUGCGACGGUGGGCGUGCCCGGGUGCAAGAAUCAGGUGACAACGGCGCUGCUGGACUACGAGGAUACGGAGAGUGAGUCGGAAGACGAGGAUGAUGAUGACGAUGAAGGCGAAGACUUUGAUUUGUACGAUGAUGAGAACAUUGUGGUCACCACGUUUACGACGCCUCAAGAUCUGACCCGACGCGGGGGAGCAGCUGGCGGAGGAGGAGGAGGAGGAGGAGGAACCACGACGACGACAAGUAUUCGCCUGACCCGUAACAAUGACGAGAGCAUCAUUUGAGUGUCGAACAGCGAGGAAGGUGCCAGGGAUGGUUACGGCUUUCAAUAUGAAAUGUUUUACUGAGAUCGGCAACGAUUAGGAGGACAUACAUACUUAUACAUAUAACUAGUUCGAUCUAGUGCGAAAAAAAAAGCUGCAGAAAACAAAAACGAAAAUGUUUUCAAAAUGGUUUAAAACAAAAAGCUUUACAAGUAAUACCAAUAACAAAUUGUAUAUAUUAAGAACAAGAAGUACUAGUACGAUUAAUAAUCUUUAAAAACGUUUCCGUUUCCGUUUCCUCUUCUGCUUUCCUACAUUAAGAUUUCUCUUUUAACUUCAUUGUCGCUUUCAACUUUCGAUGAAAAGUAACUUCCAGCUUUUGUUUCCUACUUGCUGCUGGCAAUUGUUAACUAAUAUAUUUAUUGUACAUUUUAAUAGUUAAUGCUAAUGUGUUCCAGAAAAACAAAACUAACACAUGAAACUGUGUAAUAAUUAACAAAAGAUAGCCAAAGUUCAGAUUAAGUUGAUUGUCUGUGUGGUUCGUUUUUUUUAGUUUAGACAAAUUUAUUAAUGUAAUCGAUAAAAAGUAUAUAUAUGUAAUAUAAUAUUUAUUACUGUGUUGCUAACGGUACUUAGGCGCGUUUAGUUCAAUUUUAGUCGUACUUCAAUUAAACAUAAAUCCAACACAACUAAUAAAUUACAUUCGGACAGUGUAAAAAGUAAACUGAAACUAGUUAAAAGGCCGCAAAAGUCGCGCAGAGAGAAGUAUAACUAACUAAUACCUUAAAAUAAGCCAACUAAUAGUACUUACAGUGCAUAGCUAAAACGUAUUUAGCAAGAGUUAUGUAAUUUAUAAAUUAUUUUUGUAAACAUUUACGAUAGUAAAGCGAUAGUAAAGUGCGAUGAGACCACACAAGUUGAGAAUGACAGACGAAGAAUAGAAGAGUCCUUGACAAAUCUCAAGCGCAAAUAUUGUAUAGAUACAGAGUAAGCGUGAAUUUUGACUAUCCCAAUGAUAUAUAUAAGCAUGUUCAAUAUGUAGUCAAAUAUAGCAAAUAAACCACACAUACACAUACACACACACUCACACAAACAAACAAAACCAGGGCUGCAAAAUUUGCCACCCAAUUAUUGCUAGCAAAAGAAGAAAGAAAGAAGAAAAUCGCCCUCCUAACUUGAUUUUACCUUUGAAUGUGCUUAGUACCAAUAAAUACAAAAUGUCAAAUAUUUAUUGAAUUAUUUGUAACAAUUAGGUAUCUCGAUUCGUGUGUAGGUUAUCCAAGAAAUUGCCUUCUAUAUAAUUACAAGUAUAGUAUGCACCUUAACUUUGUCCAAAUGCGAUCAUUCAGUUGUGAAGCAGCUAAAAAGCGCUACCUAUUCAAGAAAGCUGUUUUAUUUUCGAGUUUACUAAUAAACAAGUCUUAUUAAAUUUAUUUAACAGAAAGACAAUAAGCAGCCUCAGGAAAUUUCAUCGUGGAAUUUCUUGUUAAUUGUCAUUUCACACUAAACCAAUAAAACAAAAACAAUAACAAAAACAUAAAUUGCGAAAAACUUGCAAAAAAAAUAAAAAUAAAAAUAGUAAAUGAAAAUAAUCAGAGCUGUGUUAUUAAUUGAGCGCGUUUUCUAUAUAAAAUUUAGCACUAUCUGUGAAAUUGGAGAAACUAAAAAGAAAAUUGUUGACAUAAGAACUUUAUAUGAAAAACGACAGCUCAUUAAAUUUGCUUGAGAGCAUAACUAAAUAAAAGAAAACUUAAAAUUGAAAAAAAUACAGCAGAACGUUUGCUAAUUUCAUACUGUAGGCCUUAAGUUGUGCAUAUUUAAAUAAAUACGAUUAACUAAAAACCUUAACAAUUGAUACCGAUAAAAACUAAUUGCGAAAAUUCACCAAAAUUAAUUAGCAAAAAGAAAAACACACCCGAAAAAAUAAAAAUUGUAAACUGUUAAACUGAUUUUAAAUAUUGUAUAAGUGAAUUUUACUAAAAAUAAAUGCAAACGAAAAUCAAA